UGCGUCGCAACUUCGUAGGCCUAGGCCGUGCGUGACAGCUGUCAGAGAGAGAGGGAGUAAGAGUUUUACCUACCUCGGUCAGCAGAGAGUCUCAACUGAAAUAGCGCGAUUCUUUGCUGUGAUCUUUUGUGAUCGUCAAUGUUAUGUUUAAAAAGAAGACUGAAUUGCCUGUCAGACCGAAAAUGCCUCAGAUAAACCAAGUUGUCCAGGACGUCGAGAACGCCCCACCAGACGACCCCGUCUUCGCCUCAGCUGGCAUCUCACCGACGGAUGAAAACAGUGGAGACAGUUUCUCCAUCGCCCAAGAAUUUAUGGCUACAACACAACGGCUCAAAGAACUUGAAAUGCUCUUGGUUAAACAUCAGAAUGAACUGAAGGAAAACCACAGAGAACUUCUCGAAAUGGUGGGGACCAUUCUACAGGAGGCGGUUACAUUAAAAUAAAACUUCUAUUAAAAACUCUUGUUUAUUUAUAAAUUAAUUGUACAUUACAUGUAUAAAGGCACUUUGAAUUUGACAUUAAGUUGUAACAAUACUUUUUUUUAAUAUAAAUAUAUAAACUUUCAACUAA
Cimex lectularius (bed bug) is the source of this 570-nucleotide messenger RNA. Its product is annotated as UPF0449 protein C19orf25 homolog. The record is from RefSeq and is a predicted model, not a curated record. The transcript is spliced from 2 exons. Lineage: Eukaryota; Metazoa; Arthropoda; Insecta; Hemiptera; Cimicidae. The coding region runs from base 144 to 443 and encodes 99 amino acids.